UUUCCCAGCCGCAGUGAGACGGACUGGGCGAGAAUGGCUGCCGGUGGAGAAGUUGGUAAGCUGUUACAAGUACAGAAUGGGACCCCUGCGAGCACGGCCUAUAAUGGCGUAGAUGCUAUGCACGCCUGCACCAUUCUCCAGCAGCUCAAAGCCCUGUACGACGAAGCACAGCUGACUGACAUCGUCGUGGAGGUGGACAAUGGCGAGACCUUCGCCUGUCACAGAAACGUGCUCGCCGCCAUUAGUCCUUACUUCAGAUCAAUGUUCACCAGCGGCCUUACAGAAAGCAGCCAGCGUAAGGUGCGCAUCGUGGGCGUGGAGUCCGAGUCCAUGGCCCUGGUCCUGGACUACGCCUACACGUCGCGCGUCUCCCUGUCCGAACACAACGUGCAGGCCCUGUUCACGGCCGCCAGCCUCUUCCAGAUCCCGGCGCUGCAAGAUCAGUGCGCGCACUUCAUGAUCAGCCGGCUGGAGCCUCAGAACUGCAUCGGCGUGUUCAUGUUCGCGGAUGCUUACGGGCACCGCGAGCUGCGCGAUCGCGCCCAGGACUACGUGCGCAGGAAGUUCCUGUGCGCCGUGAGCGAGCCCGAGUUCGUGCACCUGACCAAGGAGCAGCUGGUGGGCAUCCUGGACAGCGACGACCUCAACGUGGAGAAGGAGGAGCACGUCUACGAGGGCGUCGUGCGCUGGCUGGAACACGACCACGCUCGCCGACAGCCUUUACUAGCGGACAUCUUUGCCAAAUGCAUUCGGCUCCCCCUGCUGGACGAGGAGUUCGUGAGCCGCAUUCCGGCCCAUUUCGCCCUCGCGCUGCCCGUCGAGCAGUCGGAAAAGAGCAGAGCGGACGGCGCCAGCGGCUGCCCGCAGCGCCUGGGUAUGACCGCAUCCGAGAUGGUGAUCUGCUUCGACGCGGCGCACAAGCACUCGGUGAAGAAGCAGACGGUGCCGUGUCUGGACACGGCGACGGGCAAAGUGUUCAAGCUCUGCAAGCCGCCCAACGACCUCCGCGAGGUCGGGAUCCUGAUCACGCCCGAGAGCGACAUCUUCAUCGCAGGAGGGUACCGCCCGGGCAGCAGCGAGACGUGCAUCGACCACCGCGCGGAGAGCGACGUCUGGCAAUACGAGCACGCCGGGAACCGCUGGCUGGCACGGGCGCCCAUGCUGAGGGCGAGGAUCGGGUGCCGUCUGGUACACUGUUGCGGGAAGGUGUACGCGCUCGGCGGGCGGGUCUACGAAGGAGACGGGCGCAACGCGCUCAAAUCUGUCGAGUGCUACGACGCCAGGGACGAUCGCUGGACGACUGUUAGCCCCAUGCCCGUAGCCAUGGAGUUCCACAGCGCCGUGGAGUAUAAGGAUCGCAUCUACGUGCUUCAAGGCGAGUACUUCUUCUGCUUCGACCCGCGUAAAGACUACUGGGGGCACCUUUCUCCCAUGAACAUCCCGCGCUGCCAGGGCCUGGUGGUUCUCCACGAGCACCACAUCUACUACAUCGGAGGCGUGUGCCGUAACCACCAGCGCACCUUCACCGUGGAGGUGUACGACAUCGAGCGCAACAUCUGGAGCCGGAGGCGGGACCUUCCCUUCGAGCAGGCGGCCAGUCCGUACAUCAAAGCCAUGACGCUGGGCGGGAGGCUCCACCUGUUCGUCCGGGCCACGCUGGUCACGGUGGAGGAGCACGUGUUCCGGACCAGCCGCAAGAACUGCCUGUAUCAGUACGACCAGGAGGAGGACAGCUGGGGCAAAGUGUACGAGACGCCCGAGCGGCUUUGGGACCUCGGCCGGCAUUUCGAGUGCGUCGUGGCCAAGCUGUACCCGCAGUGUCUCCAGAAAGUGCUCUGAUCACUGGUGGUUUGUUUGGUUUUUUUUUAUUUUUUGGUGCUGUUCCGACCCCGGCGUAGAGGCGGUGGUUCCGGGGGGGGGGGUUUCUGAUGAACCGGACAGGUGCUCGGUGUAGGCGGCAGUAUUUUAAUCGAAGAGACUCGAACGAAUUUCUGGCCGUCGCUCGUUUUUACAGUCGGAACUGAUUCUAAGUGCAAUUAUCACAUUAUGACGUGUGUGUGUGUGUGUGUGAAGCAGUUUGUGUUCAGGCUUACGUGAGGGAAUUUGUGUCGCUGAUCGCUGAUUUAUUUUAUUUUAUUGUUAUUAUUUUUUGGUUUUGGCGCAUUUCAGAGUAAUAAAAAUCCUGUUCGAAAAGGA
Molecule: messenger RNA, 2196 nt
Organism: Trichomycterus rosablanca
Lineage: Eukaryota; Metazoa; Chordata; Actinopteri; Siluriformes; Trichomycteridae
Gene: kbtbd8
Product: kelch repeat and BTB (POZ) domain containing 8
Exons: 4
Coding region: 34-1839 (601 amino acids)
Molecular function (GO): protein binding
Source: RefSeq, a predicted model, not a curated record